AUGGAUUUGAAGAUAUACUUUUAUUAUUUGUUUAUCAUAAAUUAUGUAAAAAUCUCUAUAUGUUACGUCUCUUUUAACUCUACUUUUGAAAAUAAUAAUAAUAGCUACCUUCUUACAUUCAAAAAUAAGUCUUACAUGAAAUUUCUUAACACAUAUACCUUAAAAAACAAACAUUCAAAGUUUCAACUAAGUUUGAUUUUUAGAAAACUUAAAGAUCAAUCAAUGAUAAGGAGUAUUCCUAGUCAUGUGCGAAGAAGAAACAAGAAGAAAAAAAAAAAAAAAAAAAAGAAAAGUAAUGAAAAGGGCCAAGAGGAAGGGAAAAAAAAAGUUAAUAAAAAAUUGAUGAGACGUAGACUGCUUAAAUUUUAUAAAUUAAAAAGGAAAAAUGAGGGUAAAGAAGAAAAUAUAUUCGAUUCAAAGAUAAAAUACUCAGUGUUUGACUACAUUGAAAAUAAAUUAAGCGGUCAUCCAGUAACAACCUUUGCGGGUGAUUAUCAAAUGGGCAGUACCACUACUCCUACGACCGCUACCACUGCUACUACUUCCAUCUCUUGUGCAGAGGGAGUGGACAAAAGGAUUAACUUAAUGGAUAUAUUAAACGAUCGGGGGAAACAAGAACAAAAUGCAUUUGAACAGAAGAAAGAUAACGAUGAAAUGCUAAACGAAGUAAUAGCAAAGGAAGAUGUUGAAGAUUUGUCUAAGUCAAACAAAAAAAUAAUUGAAGAGAAUUUAAAUGAAUAUACGAAAGGAAUUAAAGAGGAAAAUUCUACCCCAUUAACAAUAACAAAAAAACAAAAGAAAAAAGAAAAAAGAAAAAAGAAAAGGGAAAAAAAAUUAAAGAUUAAGCAUAUUGGGAAAUAUCAUAGAAAAGUAUACACAUACAAAAAGAAAGUUUCAGUUGAUGAUGUUCAUACAUAUAUUUUAAAUAAACAACUCAAAGAUAAAUAUAUAUUACAGAAAGAUACUUUAAAAAAUGUGUUUGUAAAUAAACCACUUUUUAAUUUUUACAAUUUUUAUAAUUUUUUUCAAAUUGAUCAUAUAGAAAAAUAUAAUAAAUCCAAAAUAUUAAAUUUAAUAUAUUAUUAUAUAUAUAAAUACAAAAACAGUGUAAAGAAUGAAGAAGAAACAAAAUAUGAUUACAUGCAAACAGAUGAUAUUAUGAAGAAAUAUGAAAGCAUUGCAGACGAUCAAAAAAAAAUGAAUCACUAUUUAGAAUAUUAUAUUAACAUGAAUAAUAAUAAAUAUCUAUAUAUGAAUAUAGAUAAAGAUUACACUUUAAAAAAAAAAGCGACGGAUGCGUUUACUAUAAGCAGUAUAAAUAAAGUUGAUUCGCUUCACAUACACAAUUACAAGGUGGUAUGGACUAUCAGGAAUGUUCAAGAGAAACUCUUUUGGCGAUUUAGAGAAAUGGGGAACAUUCCUUUAACCACUUCUGCCUUUUCGUUUGCAGGGAAAAAGUCGUUCAAGUUAAAAAUUUGGUUAGAUGGGCAUAAAUCCGCAAGAAAAAACUAUGUAAGCGUAGGCUUAAAACAACUAGAGAAUUAUGGCAUGCUUGAGGAAUAUAUAUGCUUAUCGCUUAAUGGAAUUACUAAGGGGCCUUUUACGUAUUUAUCAAAAGAAUAUUAUCAAAAUACUUACAAUUUUUGCAAAUUUGAUGACUUGGAUUUAAAAAAUAACGAAUUAAAAUUCAGUUUAUUUGUUUAUGAUGGCAUUAUUUAA
Molecule: messenger RNA, 1719 nt
Organism: Plasmodium malariae
Lineage: Eukaryota; Apicomplexa; Aconoidasida; Haemosporida; Plasmodiidae
Product: conserved Plasmodium protein, unknown function
Exons: 3
Coding region: 1-1719 (572 amino acids)
Source: RefSeq, a predicted model, not a curated record